Linum trigynum is the source of this 2701-nucleotide messenger RNA. NCBI's taxonomy places the organism in Eukaryota, Viridiplantae, Streptophyta, Magnoliopsida, Malpighiales, Linaceae. The record is from the annotation of a GenBank genome assembly.
CUCAGAUUGCAUCAGGAAUCAGGAAAAGUUGAUCAGACUUCAAUUGACUCAAUAAACAUGCAUCAUUCGAUUAAAAUCAAAUAGUAAUAUCAUCCCAAGUCAUUACAGUCAAUCCCUAACACAUAGAACUAGGGUUCUUCAUCCCCAAGUGAGAGAGGGGUUCUACUCCAUAGAGAGAGAGAGAGGAAAACAAGAUACAAAGCAGUCAUACUCAUAACUAUGGGAAGAAUCUGCUCUGGGAUGAUGAUUUCCACUCCUAUGACGAUCUCCAAGCUUGAUUUGAUGAAACCCAGCUCCAAGAUAGCUUCUACGAUGUGUUCUUCGUCCUUUCUCUCUCUAGGGCUCUGUUUUUGCUCAAAAAGUCUGAUUCUUUUACUUGUGGCUCGAAAUUGGCUGAAAAACCAAGAUUUCCCGACUCACACGGGCAGGCCACACGGCCGUGUGGCUCACCCAGUUGCCCGUGUGAGUCAAAACGCGGCGUAUCAAUUAGUUCGAUCUUCAGGCUUCCCACACGGCCAGGGUCGCACGGCCGUGUGGGAUUUCCAUCAUGCCCGUGUUUGCUCUCGGCGAAACUCGCACGGCCACCUUGCUCCUCCACAUGUGUGCCCGUGUGGCCUCCUCGUCGGCUUGCCUCGCGCCCGAUCUUCAUCCAAUCGACCCCAAACUCGCUCCCAACCCUCCAUUCACGUACUAGGACCUGAAAUAUCACAAACAAGCACAACCUAGCGUGAAAUCGACCUAAAACACGAGAAAUCACAUCUCAAACGGUGUAAGAACAGGGGUAAAAACAUGUGUAAUUAACGGUCUAUCAGUUAUCGAUUAUUUUUUAUAGACCUCUAUCCCCUUUGUUAUUGAUUGAAAAUAUAUUAUCCAAUUACAGGUUGAAACAGAAAAGUAUUUAGCUCCAUUUUUGUCAUUACUGCUCCAUUGAACUCUGGAUGACUUAACUCAUAUUGGAAGGCUCCUCUAACAACCACUUCUGCUGAACUUGUUAUUGUUCUUGGAAGCCUCUCUGAUGUCAGUGGAGUUUCCUUUGUUACCGCCCACACUUAACCGAAUUACAUACGAAAUAAAAACCUAUUAACUCAGCACUAUAGAAUAAUAAUCCCCUUAGUCUGAUCAGUUCCCCACCACUUCACAACCGAGAAAUUUUAUGACCAGUUAACCACCACUCAACAUCCUUAGAUUCAUCAAUUAUUUUCACCAUUCCGGAGCACUCAACCUACAGAUGUAAAGAUAACAAGCAUGAGUCAAACCCUUGUACCUGCAAAAUAAACCAACAAAUCUAAGACAAAGCAAGAAUAAGUGACUAGCUGAAUCCAAUUAAGAGAGCUUCCUGAAAUAAGUCAGUAGCAGCAGGACAAACUCUUGCUUCAGCUACGCUUCUCACGCCAAAGGCUCCUGCUAACACUCAGAUUCUUCAGGCUUUUACUCUCGUCCUUCUGAUUAUGCAGAUAAUGAAUUUGUUACCCACUAGAAGAGCCGAGAUCGAAAAAUGCCUCACUAAUGUAACCUACAAUCACUAACUAUUGACAUUGAUAAUUAGGAUGUAACCUGCACUAGUGGAACUUGAUAUUUGGAUUUGGACCUUGAUAUACAAAAAGUCCCACAAACAAUCCAAAUUUAAAUUACAGAAGUUCCUAUUAACUACUGUCGUCAGAGAGCCUUGGUGCUCAAUUCUUAUAAUAAUGCCAACCAGAAAACAGAAGAAGAUAGUUUCAGAUCCAAAAUUGGAGUUAGUUCCAGCUUUACUAUUGCAAUCCAUUAUCCCUUUUUGUCCCCAAUCUGGCAUCCAUGGACACUUGUCAUGUUAAAUACAUUAGAACACAGAGACAACCAAGAUUUUCAAAUCUACCGUCCUAAAACAGCAUACAUCUAAAACCGAAAAUGAUGAGGGAACUUAACCAUAUUCCUUAAGAUCCCAAGCCUCGAACCCUUUCUCAAAAUAGCUUUUUCCCAGUAAAUGCCAAUUGCAUAUUGAUGUCAUGUAGAGUUGGUCAAUCUAUUUCAUCCUCUCAUCUUUUACAGUCACACAAUGUGAAUGCAUAUACAAACCACGAAGAUGCCAAAAUGUAAAUUCCUUGGAUAUCAGCCAUAAGAAGUUAUCGGUAAAGAAGAACAAAAUUCAAAACAAACUACGAACGACAGCAGAUUACCGGACACCAAUGUGGAAGAGUUAACAGCGACCGGGUGAAAGUUGUUCCGGAUCUGACGAAACCAAUAUCGUCGUUGAACCAGCCCGCUACGAAAUCAGAUUCCCCAUCUUCACCAACCUCUUCCACUUCCGUCACCUGGCUUGUCAUCGCUAUCGAUUUCUUCUUAAGACGUCUUGACAGUAGAGAUCCUUCGUCGAUUACCCCUUCCCUCCAAUUCUCGAUUCGCCGUUUUAACCCAACACCUUAAUCUGCGAUUAUAAGAUUAUAAACAUUCACUUAUCUAUCAUAUUGCACGGUGGGAGGAAUGUAUGCGAUGAGGAAGAAAUUGAAUGAUCAAUGGGGUGCAUGUAAUGAAAGGGGUUUUGUUGAUGAUGAACGGUGGAGAGGAUAGGGUCGACAAUCAGGGCGAAGGGAAAAUGUGAAGUGGGGAAAGCCAUGUUCAAAUAAGGGUUUGAUGAUUGUGAAUGGGAGAGAGGAGAGGGUUUGAGAAUCUCGAUGAAGGGAAAAUGUGAACGGGGUGUUUAAAUUAAAGCAUCCAAUUUGGG